Andrographis paniculata is the source of this 1042-nucleotide messenger RNA. RefSeq names its product sec14 cytosolic factor-like. The transcript is spliced from 6 exons. The coding region runs from base 131 to 871 and encodes 246 amino acids. NCBI's taxonomy places the organism in Eukaryota, Viridiplantae, Streptophyta, Magnoliopsida, Lamiales, Acanthaceae. The record is from RefSeq and is a predicted model, not a curated record.
AAAUAGAAUCAAUGAAUAUAUUGAAGCCAUAUAUAUUCGAUCCACAAAUUAAUUGUGUGAACUCUGCUCCUAAGCUCUGAUUUCGUCAUUUUCCCCCAAUUCGAUCGAGCUGAGGCUGAGCUGUAAGAAAAUGGACGAAAACCAGCGACGAGCAGUGUCGGAGAUGAGGGGAUCUGUCCGAACACAGCUCGGUUCUUCUUCAACUCAGGAAUUUGGGGAUCUUACAUUGAUGCGAUUUCUGAUAGCGAGAUCGAUGAAUGUCGAGAAAGCAGCAAAGAUGUUUGUCGAAUGGCAGACAUGGCGGUCUUCGUUCGUACCUCUUGGGAACAUUCCGGUGUCUGAAAUUGAGGAUGAAUUAGCCUCAGAAAAAAUUUAUCUCCAAGGGCUAUCACGCAAGUCAGGCCGCCCGAUAGUUGUCGCAAAAAUCCACAGGCAUUCCGUUCCCAAGGAUCACCUUCAGUUCAAGAAAUUCGUGGUUUACACACUCGACAAGAGCAUCGCAAGUGGGUUUAAAAGUAAAGAGAUAGGAAACGAGAAAAUAGUCGCCGUUCUUGAUCUCAACAACCUUUCAUACAAGAAUGUGGAUGUUCGUGGGAUGAUCACGGGAUUUCAGUUCUUGCAAGGGUAUUAUCCGGAACGCUUAGCCAAGUGUUACAUUCUAGACAUGCCGUGGUUUUUCGUUAGCGCGUGGAGAUUGAUUUCACAGUUUCUCGACAAAGCUACCUUAGAGAAGAUUGUGAUUGUGAGGAAUGAAGAGGAGAGACAAGAGUUUGUCGAGGAAAUUGGCGAAGAAGUAUUGCCGGAAGAAUAUGGUGGACGGGCCAAAUUGGUGCUUCUUCAAGACUAUGUCUUACCACCAUUGGAUGACUGAUGGGGAUCUUCAAUUGUGUCCGUAGGUUUUAUGUUCGCUCUUAUACGUGGGUGUCGAUGCUAAGACAACACGUUUCACUUGUUUUAAAAUCAUAUGUUUGUUCGCUACAAUAAACCAAUUUGAUCGUUUGAAUUAAAGCUUGAAGGUCAAUCUCAAGAAAGCUUAUGAUAA